Molecule: messenger RNA, 1870 nt
Organism: Pocillopora verrucosa
Lineage: Eukaryota; Metazoa; Cnidaria; Anthozoa; Scleractinia; Pocilloporidae
Product: tribbles homolog 2-like
Biological process (GO): positive regulation of proteasomal ubiquitin-dependent protein catabolic process; regulation of MAP kinase activity; protein phosphorylation
Cellular component (GO): nucleus
Molecular function (GO): mitogen-activated protein kinase kinase binding; ATP binding; protein kinase activity
Source: RefSeq, a predicted model, not a curated record
CCUUAUUGCGUCAGGUUAAUUUGAUGUCUUAAGAACCAAAUUUCGUUGUGAGAAUCCACCAGAGAUUGAAUUGAGUAUUACACCAUCAUGGCAUUUGUAUUCCAGCCUGAUUGUUGAAAGGGAAGGCCAAACAGGCCUCCCAGCAAGUCAAGCCAUCGCCAACGGUAAGGAGGGAAACGUUUCACGGCGGAAAAUUUCGAUCAAAAUUUUUUUGUCGCUACUGCUGACUUACGACAUCACAUCGCCACUUUUGUGCAACGUCAUACAUCUUACUUGGCAAAAUCGGAAUACACGUAAGAUCUAUUACGAACAAAAUUACGGAUUUAUAGUCGCCUGCUUUUCUCUUUAUUCGUAACACGAAGAAGAGUCAUUUUUAAGAGAAAACUGCGUUGCUUUAAAUGAACUCUACGACGAAUCGUUACCAUCCCUAUCAGCGCAAUGCAUCCAAAACAAAUAUUGAAUCUACGCCAUUACCAAACUUGACUAUAACUCAUCAGGCAGCGAAGCGAACGAAUGAUUUACCACAAAUAUGCAAGGUUGGGAAAUAUCUUUUAUUGGAACGUCCAGGUGGAAGCGCUCUUUACAAAGCGGUGGACACCGAAACGAGAACAGAACUUGCUUGCAAAAUCAUAGACGUCAAUAAAUUCCGGGAGACUCUAGCGCCGAUGUUUCAUCUUCCUCCACACGAUGGCAUCAACAAGAUUAUAGAAAUCUUGGUCAGUGACUCCUACGCUUAUGUUUUUUUUGAGCGAUCGUUUGGAGAUUUACAUUCUUACGUUAGAACAAAACGUAGACUGAAGGAGGAGGAAGCAAGCAAAUUAUUUCACCACAUCGUCAGUUCAGUUGCACAUUGUCACGAGUCGGGUGUUGUCUUGCGCGACCUGAAACUUAGAAAGUUUGUGUUUAAAAAUCCCGAAAGAUCAAAUGUAAAACUUGAGGGAUUAGAAGACGCUUAUCCUCUUGACGGCGAAGAUGACACUCUCGAAGACAAGCAUGGCUGCCCUGCUUAUGUGAGUCCGGAGAUUUUACAAGCAAGCGGUGGUUACUCGGGCAAGGCAGCCGAUGUGUGGAGUCUGGGAGUGAUGUUGUACACUAUGUUAGUCGGACGAUACCCGUUCCACGAUACAGAACCGAGUGUGCUUUUCACGAAAAUUCGACGUGGACAUUUCACAGUUCCGGACACGAUAUCAUCAAAAGCGAAAUGUCUGAUUCGCUCGAUGAUGCGCCGUGAACCCACAGAAAGACUGUCUGCCCGGGAAAUCCUUGAACAUCCUUGGUUUACGUCAAGUUUUCAUAUCACUAGUCCUUGUAAAAUAGACCAGAAAAUAGCUGAUCAAACCGUGCCAGAUUUGGCCUCAGAUGACACGCCUUCUUUCUUUGUUUGAGUGCCUUGUUUACUAUAGCAGAUUAUUUAAUUUUUUGUGUACAUAUAUACAUAAAUAGAAAGAACUAUCUCAUUCUUAAGACAAGAUGGAGGAAAAGUGCUUCUUAAAGAGAAAUUAUUCGGUCGAUUUUUUCACUGUUAAAAACCGAUCGCUCGUUAUAGCUUUCUUAAGCAGGUAUUUCUUAUAAUCUUAUGGAGCACUCGUAAUAUUAAGAAAGUGUUCAUAUGUUAUUAUGUUUUUCUUACUUUUUUUUUCCUAGCGUGAAAUGCGUUAUGCAUAAGGAUAUAAGCUUUGCAAUGUUGGAAGUUUCACUUUUUUGAGCUUUUGAUAGCAAGGUGGGAAUUAUUAUUGACUGCCAUUUGAAAGCGAACGCGCAAGAAGUUUAUUGGUUGGAAAAAUUGGAAGGGUAAUCCGGACGUCUCGACAUUUUCUGUGCUGCAGUCACAGUUUAAACGUUGUGAUUAAAGAUUGAAAAUUUAUUGAAA